GACAGAGACUGAGACACAAGUGGGAACGAGGGACUGUUCAUUUUUAACUGGAAUUGCAGUUUUAAUUGGACAAAAACAUGAAUGUUCAAAAGUGUGCCAGGUGUGGAUUCGUGGUUUACCCAGCAGAGAAGAUAAAUCUUAUUAGUCAGAACUGGCAUAAAUCAUGUUUUCACUGUGAGGUCUGUAAGAUGGUUUUGACAGCGAAUAAUUAUGUCAGCCAUCAGAAAAGGCCAUACUGCCAAGUGCACAAUCCAAAGAACAACACUUUCACUAGUGUCUAUGAGACUCCAAUCAACAUCAAUGCGAAGAAGCAGUCUGAGGCAGUCAGUGAGAAUAAAUAUCGAGAGGAAGGGGAGCGUUUCAUGUCCACUUUCCACUAUGACAUGAGAUCAAAAGAAAUUGAAAUGGCUCAAAAGGCCAGUCAGCUUGCCAGCCAGCAGGGCUAUCAUACUGAGAUUGUGGGCCAACAGUCAUGGCACUCGGGCAGUGUUACCAGCCAGGAAAUUGUACGUGUGAGCCAGGCACAGAAGACCAUCAGUGAUGUAGAAUACAAGCGAGGCCAUGAGGAGCGUGUCACACAGUUUACCUCUGUGGCAGACACACCUGAGAUCAUACAUGCCAAGACUGGAGUCUCAUUGGCCAGUGAUGUGAAAUACUCAGAAGAAUAUCAGCAGUCUAAAGGAAAGGGCAGCUUUCCUGCCAUGAUUACUCCAGGAUAUGAGAUGGCAAAGAAAGCCAACACACUGGCUAGCAAUUUGGAGUAUAGAAAAGGACAUGAAGAAAGAAUGUCAAAGUACACCACCGUGAUGGAUACUCCUGACGUACUUCUAGCUAAAAACCAGGGGAAGAUUGCUAGUGAUUAUGUUUACACUGAGGAGUAUGAACAGCAAAGGGGCAAAGGCAGUUUCCCAGCACACUUCACUCCUGGAUACCAGGUGGCCAAAAAAGCAGGCGAGAUGGCCAGCAAAGUGAAGUAUCAACAGAAAUAUGAGCAGGAGAUUAAGGGGAAGGCCAGCGCUGAUGCUGGGGCUUCAGAGUCUGCUUUGGCCAAAGAGAACGCAGAGCACUUCAGUCAUCAUGCCUACACUGAGGAAUAUGAACAGCAAAAAGGCAAAGGCAGCUUUCCUGCCAUGAUAACUCCCGGAUACCAGAUGGCCAAGAAAGCCCAUGACAUGGCCAGUGAUCUGAAAUAUAAGAAGGAUCUGAACAAGAUGAAGGGAUCUUCUGCAUACCACACUGUAAACCCUGAUGACAACCUGACUUUGAAGAGUGCACGCAAGAUCAACAAGAUCGUGAGCGAAGUUGAAUACAGGAAGGACCAUGAGACCACCAAAGGCCAUAGUAUCAACUAUUGCGAAACACCACAGUUCAAGAAUGUGUCAAAGAUUGCCAAGUAUACCAGCGAUAAUAAAUACAAAGAGAAUUACACCAAUCACAUGAAGGGGCACUAUGAGGGGGGAGGCAUCGACAAGAAGACCAUGCACGCCAUGAACGUCAGAAAGCUGGCCAGUAAUAUCGCAUACAAAUCAGAGUAUGAGCAGGAGAAGAAUGUGCAGGGUGAGUACAACUAUCCAGCCACCAUUACACCAUCCUACCAGACACAGAAAAAACUGGAGCCUCUCAAGGAUAAAAACUAUAGACAACAUAUCGACAAACUGAAAUUCUGCCAGGUUACGGACACUCCUGAAAUUGUGCAAGCUAGAAUCAAUGCCCAUCAACUCAGUAAUCUGAACUACAAAGCUAACUAUGAGAAGACAAAGACACAGUAUACAAUAUCUCAAGAUACACCAGAACUUAAGAAGGCCAAAGCCAAUGCAGAACUCGUCAGUGAUAUCAAAUACAAAGAGAACUGGGAGAAGAAUAAAUCCAAAGCAUGUGAUAUUGGCCUGGACACACUGACAUUCAAAGCUGCUAAAGCUUCUCGAGAUCUUGCUAGUGAUAUCAAAUACAAGGAGUCAUACACAAAGAACAAGGACAAAGCCAUUGGAAUGGAUGUGAGUGACUCCAAAACACUUCAUUCCCUUCAAGUGGCCAAGCUGAGCAGUGAGGUCGCUUAUAAAAAGGGUUCUAAGGAGACUCAAUCCAAGUGCCACCUGCCCCUGGACAUGGUGAAUCUGAGCCAUGCUAAGAAGGCUCAGGCCUUGGCCAGUGAUUUGGACUACAGGAAGAAGUUGCACGAUUAUACCGUCCUGCCUGAUGACAUGAAAGUGCAGCAAGCUAAGAAAGCCUACCAACUGCAGAGUGAUAACCAGUACCGAUCAGACUUGACAUGGAUGAAGGGAGUGGGCUGGGAGGCUGAUGGCUGCCUGGAUGUGGAACAGGCCAAGAAAGCAGGAGAACUUGUUAGUGAGAAAAAGUAUCGUCAAAAAGUGGACCAUGUGAAAUUCACACAAGUGGCAGACACUCCUUCCAUCAUACACGCCAAGAAGAGUCAGGAACUACAAAGUGGGCUGGCAUACAAGGCAGGCACUGAACAGACAAUGCACCAGUAUACUAUGAGCAAAGAUGAGCCUCUCUUCAAGCAAGCCAAAGCUAAUGCAGAACUUCUCAGUGGGAAAACAUAUAAGAGUAGCUGGGAUGAGGAGAGGGAGAAGGGUUUUGAGCUAGGCAUGGACACACUUUCGAUUCUCAAUGCUAGAGCAACAAGAGAUCUCGCCAGUGAUGUAAAGUACAAGCAAGAAUAUGAGAUGGCAAAAGGGAAGAUGAUUGGUGUGAAGACCGUGUCAGGUGAUUCUCAGAUGGCGCAUUCAGCCCAGGCCACCAAACUCCAGAGUAACAGGCAAUAUAAGAAAGAAUAUGAGGAUACCAAGACCAAAUACAGUGCCUUACUUGAUAUGAUGACCCUCACGCAUGCCAAGAAAGCCCAGGAACUGGCUACUGAAACAAACUACAAAACGUUCUUACACAAGUACACCAGCCUACCCACUGAUAUGAAAAUGGAAUGGGCCAAGAAGGCCUACGGCCUACAGAGUGAUAAACGUUAUCGUUCUGACCUGAAUUGGAUGAAGGGGGUAGGCUGGGAGACCACCGGAUCCCUUGAUGUACUACAGGCCAGAAAGGCUACAGAUUUAGCCAGUGAGAAAAAAUACAGACAGGAUGUGAGUGCUCUGAAGUUCACCAGCGUGGAGGACACGCCAGAGAUGGUGCAGGCCAAAAUCAGCAGCAAACUGGUCCUUGAUAGAUUGUACAGAGAGAAAGGAGAGAACGAAAUGCACAAGUACACACUGAAGGGAGAUAUUCCAGAGCAUGUGCAGGCUAAGAUCAAUGCCACUAACCUCAGUGAGUCAUGUUACAAAAAGUCCUGGAAAAAGAUCAGAGAUGCUGGCUACAAGUUGCGCUUGGAUGCUAUUCCAUUCCAAGCAGCCAAAUCUUCUACAGAAAUCCUCAGUGAUCAAAAGUACAAGGCACAGUUUGAGAAGACAAAGGGGAAGAUGAUUGGGCUGAAGGGACUACAGGAUGACAUAAACAUUGCACACUCUGUGUAUGCCUCAAAGAUACAGAGUGAUAUCAAAUACAAAAAAGACUCUUCUAAGUUGCAUUCUGAGUUCCAUCUUCCAAUGGACAUGUUGGAGGUGAUUCAUGCUAAGAAGGCUCAGAAUCUGAUCAGUGAUCAGGACUACAGACUUACGUUGCACAAGUACACAACACUGCCUGAUGACCUCAAAGUGCAGGCUGCCAAGAAAGCAUAUAACCUGCAAAGUGAGAAACUGUACCGCUCUGAUCUAAAUUACCUCCGUGGUGCAGCCUGGAUUGCCACAGGUGCUCUACAGAUCGAAGGAUCCAAACGAGCCACAGAUCUAAUCAGUGAGAAAAAGUAUCGCCAGCAACCUUACGCUUUUAAACACACAUCCAUUACGGAUUCUCCAGAUAUUAUUCAUGCUAAGUUCAGUAACAAGAUCACUAAUGAGCGCUUGUACAAAGAAAAGGGAGAGAACUUCAGGCACAACUACACCAUUACAGCAGAGAGACCUGAAAUCACCCAGGCUAAGAUUAACGCUGCUAACUUCAGUGAUGUUAAGUACAAGGAGUCAUGGCACGUGCUCAGAGCUCAGGGUUAUAAACUCACCAUGAAGGAUAUCCCCUUCCAGGCUGCCAAAGCUUCCACCAGCAUUGCAAGUGAUUACCAGUACAAACACAACCAUCUAUUGGAGAAGGGAAAGCACAUUGGAUUGCGCAGUGUCCUGGAGGACUCACACCUAAUGCACUGCAUGGAGAUGGGUCGUCUACAGAGCAACCAGUACUAUCGCAAAAACGCCAUGUCCACCAGCGGCCAGUAUCACCUGCCUCUGGACAUGGUUAACCUUGUUCAUGCCAAGAAUGCCCAGGCCUUAGCCAGCGACCAGGAUUAUAAAACCCACAUACACUCUUACACUGUCCUACCUGAUGAUAUGAAGGUGCAGUGGGCCAAGAAGGCAUACGACCUGCAGAGCCAGAAUGUAUACAAAUCAGAUCUGAACUUCAUGAAGGGGGUGGCCUGGGACUCAGUGGGUGCACCCCAGCUGGAGUCUGCAAAGAAAGCUGGAGAGCUCAUUAGUGACAAGAAGUACCGUCAACACCCUGACAGCCUGAAGUUCACCCAAGUGGCUGAUUCACCAGAUAUUGUCCAUGCAAAGAACAGUUACAUGCAGUGUAGUGAGAGGUUGUAUAAGUCUGGAGAUUCCGAGUCCAUGCACAAAUUCACUUUGCCACCUGAUCAUCCUGACUUCAUCAGAGCAAAGAUCAAUGCUCAGCAAAUUAGCGAUAAAGUUUAUAAAACGUCAGGUGAGCAGGUGAAGUCAGCAGGCUUCGACCUCAGGUUAGACGCCAUUCCCUUCCAGACAGCCAAGGCCUCCAGAGAAAUUGCUAGUGAUUUUCGCUAUAAGGAGGCAUUCGUGAAGGACAAAGGCCACCAGGUGGGCCUCCUUAGUGUUGAGGAUGACCCCAAGAUGAGACAUUCACUGGCUGUGGGGAAGCUCCAGAGCAACAAUGAGUACAGGAAGCAGUUCCAGGAGACACGCUCUCAGUUUAAAAUCCAUGCUGACCAACCUGAGUUCCUGCAUGCAAAGAAGAGCCAGGCUCAACUCAGCAACCUUAACUAUCGCCAGCAGAUCCAUGGCUACACAUGUGAUCCUGAUCAGCUCAAUGUCAAACAUGCUAAACAGGCCUACCAACUGCAGAGUGAUGUGAAUUAUAAAUCAGAUCUGAACUGGAUUAAAGGUGUGGGCUGGACCCCUCCAGGCUCCCAUAAGGUAGAAAUGGCCCGCCGGGCAGCAGAACUGGGCCUGGCUGAAGGAGUAUCCACUGAAGAGGCUAUCGCUCAAUACCAGCAACUAAUGAUGCUCCAGAGACAGCAGCAGUCCGCCACAGAGCAGAUGGAGACAACAAAGGAGUUCCAGCAGCCUGGAGUCAAUCCUGAUGCCAUGGAGAUCCUCCAAGUCAAGAGAAAGAAGACCAUUCACACCACAUUCAAGCAGGCCAAGACCACAAAAUCCAUCACUUCACAGUCUCUUGCAUCCCACUCAAACACAAGUCAGUCUAUCACUAACCAGUCCACCAAGAAACAAUCCAUUAUGAGCCAAUCACAUGCUGACGAAUCCACAGCGAGGCAGAUCAGUGAAAACCAGGCCAUUACAGAUCAGGCUGCUGCAAAGUCAGGAGCAAUGUAAUCUGCAAUUUUUGUCUUCCAUACUUUCAUAUUUCUAAGUUAAUUUAUGAACAUCAUGUAGAUCUUGGUGUUCUUGACUGUAUUUUUAUUGAUCCAUGAAUGAGGGACAUUUAGAUGAAAGAUAUGAUUGAAAUGUGAAUGUGAAGAUGGUUGAAGUAAGUGCAGAAGGUGAAGGAUGAAAAAUGAAAUGGUUAAAUGGUUACUAUGAAAAAAUGAAGGUGAUUAUGGAUAUAAGGAUAUAUGGAGGUAUCAAACAAAGAUGGAGUGUAUACAAUUCACGUAAUAUAUAAAAGUGCCUUCACAAUAUUGAAAGGGUUUCUCUCUUUUUUUCUUUUUUUUCUUUUUUUUUUUGUUGUUGCUAGAAAUAUCAUAAGAAUGAGCCAGUUGCAAUGUGUGUGGUUGCUCUGAUCAUAUUUAUAACUUCUGAUUUUUUGCUCUGGUGGUCUCUGGUGGUACUGAAAUAGAGAUAUAUUUAAGAUACAGGUAUAUUAAAAAAUAUAUUGGAUAUGCUGUAUGUCUGAUAAGCUGAGCUUUAUAAGAAAAAAUAUGAAAAAAGAACUCUGCUAGCAGAGUUGAAAUAGCUGAAAUGUAAGUAAAUGUGUGAAUUAUUGCAUAUUAUAUAAUAAAGAUUUUUUUGGAAUGCCCUUCAUUAACCAUCUAACACAAUGUUUUUUUUUUGUUUGUUUGUUUGUUUUUUCUUCAACAAGCUUGAGCACUAGAGGGCAUUCACA
Molecule: messenger RNA, 6375 nt
Organism: Myxocyprinus asiaticus (Chinese sucker)
Lineage: Eukaryota; Metazoa; Chordata; Actinopteri; Cypriniformes; Catostomidae
Gene: nrap
Product: nebulin-related anchoring protein
Exons: 43
Coding region: 78-5645 (1855 amino acids)
Biological process (GO): cardiac muscle thin filament assembly
Cellular component (GO): Z disc
Molecular function (GO): actin filament binding
Source: RefSeq, a predicted model, not a curated record